GCUCCUGGCUUGGACUCCCGGCCCGGAGCUCGGCGGCGCGGGACCCCGCAGGCAGCGAGGGCGGGCGGGCGGGCGGGCGGGCUGGCCGGCCGCGGCCCCUGGCCCCCCUCCGCCAGGCCCGCCAUGCAGGGCCCCGCCGGGAACGCGAGCCGCGGGCUCCCGGGUGGGCCGCCCUCCACCGUCGCGUCCGGGGCGGGCCGCUGCGAGAGCGGCGCGCUCAUGCACAGUUUCGGCAUCUUCCUGCAGGGGCUGCUCGGCGUCGUGGCCUUCAGCACGUUGAUGCUCAAGCGCUUCAGAGAACCAAAGCACGAGAGACGGCCGUGGAGGAUAUGGUUUUUAGACACUUCCAAACAAGCCAUAGGAAUGCUGUUCAUCCACUUUGCAAAUGUGUACCUAGCAGAUCUCACUGAAGAGGACCCUUGUUCACUGUACCUCAUCAACUUCCUCCUGGAUGCCACCGUGGGCAUGCUGCUCAUCUACGUGGGGGUGCGUGCUGUCAGCGUCUUGGUGGAGUGGCAGCAGUGGGAGUCCCUGCGAUUUGGCGAAUAUGGAGACCCUCUGCAGUGCGGAGCCUGGGUUGGGCAGUGUGCUCUUUACAUCGUGAUCAUGAUUUUUGAAAAGUCUGUCGUCUUCAUCGUCCUCCUCAUACUUCAAUGGAAAAAGGUGGCCCUAUUGAAUCCCAUUGAAAACCCAGACCUGAAACUGGCCAUCGUCAUGCUGAUCGUCCCCUUCUUUGUCAAUGCUUUGAUGUUUUGGGUAGUGGACAAUUUCCUCAUGAGAAAGGGGAGGACGAAAGCUAAACUAGAAGAAAGGGGAGCCAACCAGGACUCGAGGAACGGGAGCAAGGUCCGCUACCGAAGGGCUGCGUCCCACGAAGAGUCAGAGUCUGAGAUCCUGAUCUCCGCCGACGACGAGAUGGAGGAGUCUGACGUGGAGGAGGACCUGCGCCGACUGACCCCCCUGAAGCCUGCGAAGAAAAAGAAGCACCGCUUCGGGCUGCCUGUCUGACGCGCUCCUGUGCUGGGGUCAGGUGUGGGGGCCCCGCCAGGUCAGCAGGCGGUCGCUCCGCAGUGCCCUUCCUUCCUUCCUCUCUGCCCCGCCUCUUCUACCUCCAGUCCCCUCGCUGUCCCCACCCGCUCCCAGACCGCUGUCACUUACCAGAGGGGGGCCGGGCCAGCGCCGAGGGGCCCCAGGCAGCCGGAGGUCCCCACUCAGUUGCACUACAAACACUGACCAAAUAUGCAAGCGAGGCGUUUUGUGUGUCUGUCAUUGUCCCAGACGGUGUUGCCAGGGACCCCGAAGCCCCGUCCUGUGUCUGGCUGGGUGGCCUUGAGGAGGAAAACUGACACGCACACAGACUGGGUAGAGCCUUUCCCCAAGGCUCUGGGAGCGUGAGGACGUAACACGUUUUGGGCUAAAAGUCACUCAUUGACCAAGUUGGAACCGCGAUGCUUUCUUACUCCAAAUGGCUUUGUAACUACUGAUUUCUAAAGCCGGUUUUAUGAGCUGUCACAGUGUUAAUGUUUUUUGAGUAUGUGUUUAUUUCCUAAGGGACUAAUGAGCAAAACAUAGAUUUUUAAGUCUUCCGUAUGCUGUUGACUUUUAUAUUUUUAAGUUAUAUUUUCAUACUAUUGUAUUUAAAAACUUUUUAAUCCCCAAAGAAAUGGGUUUGUCUGCCUUUCGUGGGAUGUGAACUGGCGGGAAGAAGAAGUCGGGAGUUUUUUUAUUCGGGAUAUUUUUAGGUAAUCUGCGACGAGAUGAGGUGAAUGGUCCUGGCAGGAAGGGAGAGGAGCCCUUGUCCGAAAGGGACAAACCCAAUGGCUCUGUAAAGGCCGGGCCUGAGCGGGGAGGCAGCUGGUCCGAAGGCCAGUCUGAGGCCAGGGGCACGUGGGUCCAGCUGCUUGGCUUUCUGCUGCCAGUUUAGAGGUCUUAGUUAAACGUGGCCAAGAGCAGAGUCUAGAGGUCUGUGUCUAGAGCAGCUGAAACCAUCGAAACCAGCCCUGUGUUCACUGCCUCCAGUGCAAGGUAGAGCCCUUGGAACCAGCUGCUGGACCAGCCCCAGGAACUCCUCUCGGGCCGCCGUCUGUCUGUCGUCUUGGUGUUGUUCCCCUGUUUUGCACAACAGUCUGAGGAGCGCCUGCCCGACCAGGCGAUCCUGUUUUUCACGGCCUCAAAGCGGCAGGGCAGCCAGAGACGGAGCAGGGCAGCCAGAGACGGCACGGGUCGAGGUGCGAGAGCUCGCUGUCUGCAUCCACGGGCAGGGGAGAUGCUUCGAAGCCUGGGUCCCCUCCCUGGGGAGUGGCCCUCACUCCUCAGCAUGGCCCCAGGCCCCUGUAGCUUUGGGAGUCUGCUGACCACAGCGGAGUGGGUUGGCCUGAGCACUCGCCCUGCUGUGGGAACAGCAUGGUGGGGUGGCCCGUGUUUUGUCGUAGCCCAGAGGCAGCCACAGAAGUUAAGGAACGGAAAACUGCCUGCUCAGGUGCAAGCUAGAAGUGAGACAGGUGCAGGGAGGCCACCUGGCCCAGAACCUUCCUUUUAGACCUACAUACAAACGUGCUGCCCUUACGUAGAUUGGGUGUGAAUUGUGGCCUGGGAGCCAGGCUGUUAAGCUGGGCCUGCCUUCCCUCUCACAAUCCGCACCCUUCUGCCCCUGGGAGUCUGGAGCCAGGGGGCUGGAAGGAGCCAGGCCCUGUCGCUGCCCCCGGGUGUCUGCUCUGCGAGCAGGGCUGUCUGCAGCAGGAGGCGAGGCUGCAUCCAGAACUGACGUUGUGCCUGCUACAUGUCAGCCCCUCGUGGCAUUGCUGGCUCUCCAAACUUUUCCCUCCUGUUUCAUUUUGUAUGAACAGCCUGUGCCUGCCGCUGUUUUCCUGCACCUUCCUGAGCCCAGCAUCAGAGCUGUGCUUUCAGUCCUGAGCUCCAGGCGCAGCAGGUGGGCAGCCACGGUCCCUGGAAGGUGGAAAGUCGGGCUUAUAUAGGCCUCGGACAAUCUGCUCAUCUCAAGGCCUGGCCCAGUGCCUGCUGGGCAGUGGGUUUGGGGAGCAAAGUGGUGGCUAGUGAGGGGUGGUUUUUCCUUGUAUCCUGAAUUUCAGUAAGGGCUUUAGUCUCUGAGCCACGGUCGUGGAGCUGGCUGACCAGGGGAUGGGUGUGUAAUCGCAGAGAGCCUUGUGGUGUGUGGGACUGGACAGCAUGGCCUCGCAGGUUUGGCCUUCCCUUCCCUUCGCGUGUGUGUGUGUGUGCACAUGCACGGGCAUGUGUGCACGUGCUCAUGUACACACACACACACACACACACAGUUUGUAUUCCCUGAAGUGUUUCCUGCAGUCACCGGGGGUUUUUCUGUGCUGCAUUGUCCCAAGAGACCAGAUGUAGAGGGCCGUGGUCAGAACCUUCUCCUGAGCUGUCCUCCCUCUCUGAGAUGAGUCUCCUUACCACCUGCCCUGAGGUGCCUUACAAGGUACAGCUCUUUACCCGGCCCUAUGGCAAGUGUCACAGUGCUUGAGAAACCAUGGGACACCAACUGGAUAUUGUGUGCUAUCCAUCUGAUCUGUGCGAUUGUGGACCUAGGCCAAGGCACCCAUGAUGGAAGCUUGUAAGUCAGGGUCAUGAACAAGUUUCUUGUACCUAAUGGAAAUAACCUGAUGAGGUAGAACUCUCGUGUCUGAAUGGAAGGAAUUAUUGUUAGCCUUAUUUCCUUUUGCUGUCAGUGGGGUGUUGACAAUGGCAAGGGGGGGAUGUUGGUGAGAUCUCGGGCGGCAGUGGCUUCUUGGUCUGCUCAGAGACCUUCGAGGUAAAGGCCUGUGGCCCAUCAGUUAACCCUCAGGCACGCUGGUGGCCUCCUGCCUCAAGCUUUAACUCACGCCCCUUAUUGGCAACAGAGAGUCCUAGGCGACUGUUGACUGUCAUGCCUUUAAAGGGAAAACCUGUAAAGGCUCAAAUCCUAGGCAAUCUAGUCCUGUAGCCUGUAGUCCAGAGUCCCCAUCGGAAGGCGCCCAGGAGCCCACUCUGCCGUCCAGACAACAACUCACUGGACUUUUUGCCGCCAAGCCAACAUAGAAGGCUCUGGGAACUUCUCAUUGGCCAAAACAGCCCCCUUAUAGGGUGCAGGGCUGGCUUUUAGAAGUUGCACACACUUCCAGCCAGGAGUGGAGAGCUCUCUGUUUCACCCUGUGAAACACUGGCAGCACUGAAGGGCUUUGCUCUGGGUGAGGGACUUCCGGUCCAACAGCCAUCAGCACCUUGAGCUCCUGGCUGGGUGGGUGUCAUUUGAGUUCUCUUUUCAUGAUGUUUAUUAGAACUCAGAACUGUGUGAGAAAACCAUGGCCUAUUUCCACUGCCCUUCCGGUGGGGGUGUUUCAUCAGUGGUGGUAAGAUUCACAGAAAGACAUUUUUGAAAUGAAAGGGAAGACGAUGUACUUACAUUGUAAAAUGGUUUACAAUAAAGUUUCACAUCUUAA
Messenger RNA from Callorhinus ursinus (northern fur seal), 4454 nucleotides. RefSeq names its product STIM activating enhancer (gene STIMATE). Gene Ontology annotation, cellular component: membrane; cortical endoplasmic reticulum. The record is from RefSeq and is a predicted model, not a curated record. Gene Ontology annotation, biological process: activation of store-operated calcium channel activity. Gene Ontology annotation, molecular function: calcium channel regulator activity. Lineage: Eukaryota; Metazoa; Chordata; Mammalia; Carnivora; Otariidae.